AGAAACUCGGCGGGAGAGAUCCUGGCGUGCGGAGGAGGCCACCAAACCCCGGGAGCCCGCGCCCGCCCGCGCCCGCCGCACCGAGUCUCCGCCAGCGCUCGCCUCGGGACUCCCAGGUGCGCCGCCGCGUUCCCACGCCUCUGCCGACGCCUCUCGGCGCCCAUUGGUCGCUGCGGGCCCGCCCCUCCAUAUCAGCCAAUAGGAAGCCACGCCGUCUCGGGGAGGCGGGGCCUGGCGGGGGGCCAGGGCGGGCACGCGAAAACGAGGAGGGGCCCCGCCCGCGCGGGGGGCGUGGCCGGCGCCGGCUCUUGCGCCCGGGCUGGGCUGCGGCGUGGGAAAGAGCCGGGAGGAGCAGACAGCGGCGCUCCGGGAGUCGCGCCUGAAGAAGCCGGGCAGGGAGGGUGGGAGGGAGGAGGCCUCGGGGAGCGGGCUGCGAAAGGAUCUGCGUCGUUGGGUGCUCCUCCGUCGCCGCCGCGAUGAAGCGCCCUUGCGAGGAGACGACCUCCGAGAGCGACAUGGACGAGACCAUCGACGUGGGGAGCGAGAACAAUUACUCCGGGCACAGUACAAGCUCGGUGAUGAGAUCCAAUUCACCAACAACCACCUCUCAGAUCAUGGCAAGGAAGAAAAGAAGAGGGAUCAUAGAAAAAAGGCGUCGGGAUCGAAUAAAUAACAGUUUGUCUGAACUGAGAAGACUAGUGCCAACAGCUUUUGAAAAACAAGGAUCUGCCAAGUUGGAAAAGGCUGAAAUAUUGCAAAUGACAGUGGACCAUUUGAAGAUGCUUCAGGCAACCGGGGGUAAAGGCUACUUUGACGCUCAUGCUCUCGCCAUGGACUUCAUGAGCAUUGGCUUCCGGGAGUGCCUUACGGAAGUGGCUAGGUACCUGAGCUCGGUGGAAGGCCUCGACUCUUCGGAUCCCCUGCGCGUGCGCCUGGUCUCUCACCUCAGCACCUGCGCCUCGCAGCGGGAGGCAGCAGUGAUGACGUCCUCCAUGGCCCACCACCAUCACCCACUGCUCCCACACCACUGGGCAGCGGCUUUCCACCAUCUGCCCACAGCCCUGCUCCAACCCAACGGACUCCACACGCCGGAGUCCACCCCGUGUCGCCUGUCCACAUCUUCAGAAGUGCCUCCUGCCCACGGCUCUGCCCUCCUCACCGCGACCUUUGCCCACGCAGAUUCCGCCCUUCGGAUGCCAUCGACAGGCACGGUUGCGCCCUGCGUGCCACCUCUCUCCACCUCUCUGCUGUCCCUUUCAGCCACCGUGCACGCCGCAGCCGCAGCCGCCACCGCAGCGGCACACAGCUUCCCUCUGUCCUUCGCAGGGGCCUUCCCCAUGCUCCCCUCCAACGCGGCGGCAGCAGCUGCGGUUGCUGCUGCAACAGCCAUCAGCCCGCCCUUGUCGGUGUCCACAGCCUCCAGUCCUCAGCAGACAAGCGGUGGAACAAACAGUAAACCUUACCGACCUUGGGGGACGGAAGUUGGAGCCUUCUAAGUUAUUCUUGAAUUCCUUGGCAAUAGUAACUGAUGUCCUCCAUUUCAGAAUCAGCUUCAAACCUCUGCACCCUGAAGGUAGCCAUAAAAAUACCUGCAGAUCCACACAGCAGCAAUAAAGCGACUUGAGAAGCAAACCACAAAUAUAUUUCCCAUUUUUUAAGGCAGCUCGGCAACAGCAACUUUAAAUCAUCGCAACUAUUUCCAUUUAAACUUUACUGGAAACUACUUGGAUGUCAGCGUCCGGCGGUGCAGUAGCACAUCUGACUUGGAAAAGAAAGACGCCAUAACUAGUUCUCCUGGAACGAGAAGGGAGAGGAGAAAAUACCGUAUUUCCUAAGUGCCUGAGCUAAGGGGAUGAAGUGCAGUGCACAAGGAGAAGGGCAGGGCUUGGAUUGAGAAAGGGGGGGGGGGGGUGGGAAGGGGGAGGAGACAGGCAACCUGUGUUGGGCUGCAGACACACAGUGUUCUUUUGAAACCAACAGGUUUUAUUGGCCAGAAAGAUUAAUGAAAAUUAAGUCAAAAAAGCCUGGUUAUAUCUGUUUUCUUUAUACAGACUCGCCAAGCAGUAACAUUUAGCAAUGCACUGAAGUAAACAAUCCCACCAGUGCCCACAUUAACAAGCAUUUCUGCUCUGCCUUCAAGCUCUGGUGAACCAAGGUUUAGAACACAAUGUAUUUCCUUAUGUAAACUUACAGCUAUACAAUGCACCGAGGAGCAGUUACAUACAUUGUACCUUCCAGGUGCUCAUUCACAUCAACUCAACAACUCUUCCGUUUGCCAGAGUUUGGAUUAAUUUAUUCAGUUUCAUUUGGACUAUAUUUAUGUACUUAACUUCUUCGGUUUUCCCCUGACAACAUGCAAUGUCUGUUCUUGUCCCUUUCCGUGGGAUGUUGCAUUUCUGGAAAUAAAGGAGAAGAGGAGAAAUGAUUCGGGAGAGAAAAGCUACAUGAUUUAAAUGCCCUUGGUCAAGUUAGCGAUUGCAUUUGAUCCCGAAUCACAAUGAAUGUAUGCAAUUAUGUGUACAUAAAUUAUUUUUGUCCAUGCCUAGACUAGUGCUACAUAAUGGUGUUUUGGUUUUGAUUUUUUAUCUUGUUUAAUGACAAAAUAAUCUUUUAAUAUGUUGAAAUUGAGCACAUGAGAUUUUAUAUUUGAAAGGUAAGGACACAGCAUGUAUUCUUAUGCACUUCAAUUCUCUGCUGUGUGGAGAAAGCAAUAAACCAGAGAAUGUUAAACAUUAUGCAAAGUUAUACUCAUAAGUAUUUGUUUUAAAAUUACUGUACCUAGUCUUUUCUGCGUUGCUUUGUAACCUUUUUCUAUGCAAAAAAGUCUACAUAUCACUAAUUAAAUAGAGUCCUUUUUGACUA
Molecule: messenger RNA, 2862 nt
Organism: Meriones unguiculatus (Mongolian gerbil)
Lineage: Eukaryota; Metazoa; Chordata; Mammalia; Rodentia; Muridae
Gene: Hey2
Product: hes related family bHLH transcription factor with YRPW motif 2
Exons: 5
Coding region: 477-1496 (339 amino acids)
Biological process (GO): circulatory system development; regulation of transcription by RNA polymerase II; regulation of neurogenesis
Cellular component (GO): nucleus
Molecular function (GO): RNA polymerase II cis-regulatory region sequence-specific DNA binding; DNA-binding transcription factor activity, RNA polymerase II-specific; protein dimerization activity
Source: RefSeq, a predicted model, not a curated record